AAAAGUGGGUACAGUUGAAAACAAUCAUUGUUAAGAUUUCGUAGGUUAGAAACAUAUACCUGGCAACAGGAGCAGCUACUAGGUGCUAAUUUGAAUUGAGGCCACCAUGCGGAAACAUUCGGAAGGAAUAAAACUUACCGGAACAAACGGACACGUAUUAUACCAUAUUCGAUUACUCACCUAACAUUGUGUAUCAAAGAAUUAAUAAUCCCGACAUCGCCAUCCCGACUCCACUGCAGCAUUUCACACAAAAACCUUAGAAAUAAUGUUCAUUUCACUCCAUGCCCGCAAAUUCAUCUACAGUUCACAAGAAGUAACAGUACUGUGUGGCCUAUUCUAACUUAAGCGGAUUUCUUUGUAUACUGAUACUGAUGUGGAAAAUGUUUGAAGACACGAUCUACUGUAGUGAGUGCACCAACUUUCUAGAGCCGCCACCUAAAUUCGAGAUUCCUGCUCCUCCGCGGCCGCCAUACAUAGGAACUCCGAGCAACUGCAAAGAAAAAGUGAUGUCACUGAAGAUACAGAAAGCAUGGGACCAUGAUAAGUGCGAAGCAAUACCGAUCUUCGAUACCAGUUUCUACAAGAGGCAAUCGCUUCAAACAUCUGCUGUGAUUGCAGUUUUCUGCCUGCUUUUUAUCCUAGUGGCUCUUAUAUUAUCACUAUUUGUAUGCAAAAAUAAGCGAAAGGUCCAAAAUGUGCUUCCGUGCAAGGAACUCAUAGGCAUUCCACACAUAAAUGGUCCAUUGCCGAUUGUAGGAGUCCAUUCAGUAACACACGAAGUUCCGAAUAUGCAUUCGGACCACCAGCGUCUGUUAGUUAUGCUACAUCAUCACAAGGUUGAGGUAAGCCUCCAAGAGACUGAGGUUAAAUCGGUUAUACAUCCAAAAGGCGUCCACUAUCCAAGUAGUUACACAAUGACGCGCACUCCACCUCUCUUAGUAUCGUCUUACCCUGGUCCCACGCGACAACCGAACCACUCAAGGCAUCCCAAAAGUCAGCAGUAGAACUGAACUUUACAAGUUAGAAGCGGCGUAGAGCGAAUACAGAAGGACUAUCGGAAAUACAAAGCUUUCAUACUACAAGUAAUGAUUUCGAAGCCACUAGUCGAAAAAACAACAAUGCUAGCUAGCUCUACAGCUACUUCGAUGCUGGAUAACUCAUUAACAUCCAAUACUGACAUAGAUACUUCUGUCUUCCCAACGACAUCAACAAUCUGCCCUAAUAAUAACUCUACAAUGUUAACGCUAGCUGCAGCGAUAACGUGAUAAUAAGCCGAUCAGAUCCAUCAGCUUCCCCUAAAAAUGGAAGCGAAUGGGAAUAUGUGCAUAUGGAUUCGAGUUAAUCAUUGAACACCUUUGCAAAAUGGCGCUCUCCAAUCAUCAAUAACUAAAGCAAUACUCAAUUACUAAGUAAGUCGCUAUCAAAAUACAAAAACAAAAACAUAUAUUUAUAAUUUUGAUAGUAGCAUAUUUUAAUUAAAUACAAAUAUUGGGAUUCGAAGCAAAAUGUAAAUUGUAUAGAAAUAAAUAAUAAUGGUCUGACUAAUUGAUAAUUUCUUCACAUGUCAUUGCAUUUUUACGAGCAAUACAAAUAGAAGUACUGAACUGCAAAAUGGAUAGUUUCCCAAAGCAGGGCAGUUCUUAAUUAUUAUUAAGUAAGCUGAUUUCUUACAAGCUCAUAGAUUGUAAAUUUGUAUACUAUUAUUCGAUUUUAAGUUGCCCCGACAAUUUUAAAAAAUAAAACAAUUAUAAAUGGAUUUGUGCCCCUUCGCUGGGCACACUAAAAUAGAAUAGAUAUGGUUUAGAACAGAAAAUAUAUGAUUUUCAUAUUAUUUAUUUCUUUAUUCUUUAUUCAAGCGCUUUGGCAUAAACAAUAUUUUUUGUUUUUCUAUUUGUUUUUGAGUAAAUAUAAAAUAUAAAUUGAAAAUCAGGAAAAAAGAAGAUUGUUUUUAAAUUUCAAAUCAACGCAUAUGAAUAAACAAUCGUCUUUUUUCCUGAUCAUCCAUGCAU
This is a messenger RNA of Anastrepha ludens (Mexican fruit fly), 2009 nucleotides long. RefSeq lists its product as uncharacterized. The transcript is spliced from 5 exons. Lineage: Eukaryota; Metazoa; Arthropoda; Insecta; Diptera; Tephritidae. The record is from RefSeq and is a predicted model, not a curated record. Bases 372 to 1004 code for a protein of 210 amino acids.